AUGUUGAAGUCGCCAUCACUGAGCAGAUCCCAAGCUUCUCCUACUCUCUAUCACUAUGCACCUACUGCGACACGACCCUCACUGUCGCGCAGAACAUCGGCUGCAAACAAACCUUCUCCCUCGCCACAAUCACAACCACAACCACAACAGCAAUCGACACCCCAGUCGCAACCAAAGAAAUGGGUCUAUGUUGAUGCAUCUACGCAGUGGAGUCCUCCCAUGAUGCCUUCUAGGAUGGCAGAUGGAGCAUCGCCGUCCGCGGAAGUGAAAGUAGAAGAUCCUCCUCCAGAACCCACCAUUGCGCCAGAGCAACCCAACGUCAAUGUAUUACGAAAUAUAAACCCGCCAAUACAACCGGAAUCACCAAGCAUGAAGAGACGCCAAUCGGCAAUUGAAGAUGCGAAUACUUCCAGUAAAAAGGAGUCUCUCUCGAAGAGAGUAAAACCUCAAACGUCCGUGAAGAUUUUGCCUCGACAGUAUGAGCACUGUGAGGAAGAGGAUAUGGUCAUUCUUAUAGCUAGUAUGAUCGCGGAAUUGAUUCAAAGAAAUGACGCUCUUCCUCCCCAAGGCGGGGUAUUAACACGCUUUCAUUCUAGAUCACCUCCUGGGAUUUCUGUUCUUGAUUAUCUGGCGCGGCUUGCAAAGCAUGCAACCCUGAAACCUCCUCUUUUACUUUCUAUGGUUUAUUAUAUUGAUCAACUUUGCGCAUCAUACCCUGCAUUUACAAUUACAACAUUGACUGUUCAUCGAUUUUUGAUCACAGCAGCGACGGUAGCCUCAAAAGGACUUUCAGACAUUUUCUGGAACAAUUCUACGUAUGCGAGAGUUGGUGGUGUCAAACUGGCAGAGUUAGGAUUACUGGAGCUUGAAUUUCUACACCGUGUUGAUUGGAAAAUAAUCCCAAAGCCAGAAAUGUUGACCGAUUAUUACAAAGGGUUAAUUGAGCGAAACGAGCGUUAUAAAAUGGAAGGAGAUACGACGGAUGACUCUGAUGAAUUAGAAGAUGACGAUGAAGAAAGCGACGAGCCUGAUACCCCCGAGCAAGCCGAGGUUGGAGUUGACGCAGAUAUGAGUAACACGAAGGAGUCAGAUGCCCCAAAUCAUAAGGCAGAGUCUGGACAUGAAGAGUCUUCGCGCUUCGCUCCAACAAUCCAAUCCGAUAACCCAACCACCAUCAUGAAGCCCGCCACUCUCCUCCUCGCGCUCUGCGCACACUUCCUCCCUUUGACCGCUGCAAUCACAGACCAAACUGAUACAGCAACAAUUUACAUCCAACCCCUCCUCUCCGCCUCCGCAUACCCGCUAGCAAGUAUAUCCUACAACCCCUCUACCCUCUCCGCCUCCCUCUCAUCCUACGAUCCUCCUACCGAUCUUCUUCCCGAGAUAUCCUCAUCUCCAGAACCGGACUCCCGUAACCCGAGUGAAAAUCUCGCUCGCAUAGGCAUAUUCGAUCCUGCCACCUCUGUCUUCAAAAGCUCCACUUCUCUUCUCUCGUUGUCGAAUUUCGAAAAGGGUUACAGACCGACUAUUCUUUUGACGUUGGAUUCGCAGGGUGCGGUGUUGGGGGUUACGAUUAAGAGUGGUGUUAUAGAUGCGGGUGCUACGAGGGACUUUGCGCCGAAAGUGGAGAUUAGACGGAUGGUUGAGGGGAAGGAACCAGUUUUGGGUCCUAAGGUUGUUUUGAGCAAGGAGGGAAAGCUGGAGAAGGAGGUGCCUGAGAAGUCGUUUUUGCAGAAGUAUUGGUGGGUUCUUCUGGGAGCAGCAAUGUUGACGAUGACUGCGGGAGGAUCUGAGUAA
Messenger RNA from Botrytis fragariae, 1797 nucleotides. Its product is annotated as putative nuc-1 negative regulatory protein preg protein. NCBI's taxonomy places the organism in Eukaryota, Fungi, Ascomycota, Leotiomycetes, Helotiales, Sclerotiniaceae. The record is from RefSeq and is a predicted model, not a curated record. Bases 1 to 1797 code for a protein of 598 amino acids. The transcript is spliced from 4 exons. Gene Ontology annotation, biological process: regulation of cyclin-dependent protein serine/threonine kinase activity. Gene Ontology annotation, molecular function: cyclin-dependent protein serine/threonine kinase regulator activity; protein kinase binding. Gene Ontology annotation, cellular component: cyclin-dependent protein kinase holoenzyme complex; nucleus.